Spirometra erinaceieuropaei is the source of this 3140-nucleotide messenger RNA. The record is from the annotation of a GenBank genome assembly. Lineage: Eukaryota; Metazoa; Platyhelminthes; Cestoda; Diphyllobothriidea; Diphyllobothriidae.
AUGCGCCGGCGUCGCCGAGACGAGGCUCUGCCUGGUACGCCGUUGGACAGCUGCUGCCGGGAUGGGUCCCCGCAUCGCCUUCGCUGAGACGCGCCCACCUACGCCGACGGAGACCGCGGACCUCGGCAUAUGCGGUCGUUCUCCACUACAAACAAAAAGUCGUGGCCCCAUAGUGGGAUUCGGUCGCGCCAAACAGGCACACAGGCAGCCCGAUUCGGGGGGCACUGCCUGUCCCCAUUACGGCGGAGGACCUAGAAAAGGUGGCCUAAACAUUGCUGGGCACCACGCCGUCUCCAGGCUAGCCAGAGCCGCAGACGUCUAAUCAUGGUCGAAACACUCAAAAUAGAAACAACAACAAUACCAUUAACAACAACAACCAUACUCUUUCUCCUCAUCCUACCUCUUCCUCUGCCUAUUCUUCUGUCUAUUCUUCUGUCUAUUCUUCUCCUUCGUCAUCUUCUUCUCCACAUUAUUCCCGUCGCCCCACUCGCUGUCACCAGACCGGCAGGGUGAGCCCGCUCACUCUGGCAGCCUGGAAUGUUCGUUCCCUUUUAGACAAUCCGAGGAGCAACCGACCGGAACGGAGGACGGCGCUAGUGGCACGAGAACUGGCGCGCUACAAGGUGGACAUCGCCGCACUCAGCGAGACCCGAUUCUCCGAACAAGGCCAACUGGAGGAGGUGGGUGCCGGCUACACCUUCUUCUGGAGUGGUCGACCCAGGGCAGAGCGACGAGACGCGGGUGUCGCCUUCGCCAUCCGGACCGACAUCGUGGGACGACUGCCUUGUUUGCCGCAGGGAAUCAACGACCGCCUUAUGAGUCUCCGCCUGCCUCUCCGGCGAGGAGGCAAGUUCGCCACCAUCAUCAGCGCCUACGCUCCGCCGAUGACCAGCCCCAACGCCGUCAGAGACAUAUUCUAUGAGGACCUGCACGCCAUCUUGGCGACUGUUUCGAAGGCGGACAGGUUGAUUGUCCUUGGCGACUUCAACGCCCGCGUCGGCACAGACCAUACUGCCUGGAGAGGAGUGCUGGGUCCCCACGGUCUCCGCGGCUCCAACGACAACGGCCUGCUGCUUCUCCGCACCUGCGCAGAACACCGCCUCACCCUGACGAACACGUUCUUCUGUCUGCCGGAGCGAGAGAAGGCCACCUGGAGGCAUCCUCGGUCGCGCCAGUGGCAUCUGCUGGACUAUGUCCUCGUCCGGAGGCGAGAUCAGCGGGACGUGCUGGUGACGAAGGCGAUCGCGGGUGCUGACGGGUGGACCGACCAUCGCCUCGUCAUCUCGAAGAUGCGUAUUCGCCUACAGCCUCGCAGGAGACCACAAGGUAAGCGACCCCCAGGUAAGCUGAAUGUUGCUUUGUUGUCUUUGCCUGCUCACCGUCUCCAUUUCAGCAACGAGCUAGCUCAACGGCUAGACAACCUUCCUAUCGCUGCCGCCGCCGACGACGCCGCCGCCGCCGCCGCCGCUGCCGAGAACACCUCCGUGGAAAACCGCUGGUGUCAACUGCGAGACACGGUCCAGUCGACGGCGCUCGCCGUCCUCGGUCGCGCACGUCGCCAACACCAGGACUGGUUCGACGACAACGACGCUGUCAUCAGCAAUCUGCUCGCUGAGAAGAACCGCCUACACAAAGCCUACGCAGACCACCCCACUGAUGCCACCAAAGCUGCCUUCUACCGCAGUCGCCGCCAACUCCAGCAACGACUGCGUGAGAUGCAGGACGCCUGGACUGCUCGCAAGGCCGAGGAGAUCCAAGGGUACGCGGACCGAAACGAAUGGAUGAACUUCUUCUCUGCGAUCAAAGCUGUCUAUGGUCCGCCGACGAAGGGCACUGCUCCUCUCCUCAGCGCCGACGGCAGCACUCUCCUGACUGAGAAGACGCAAAUCCUGCAGCGAUGGGCCGAGCACUUCCGAGGCGUCCUCAACCGCCCUUCCGCCAUCUCCGACGCCGCCAUCGCCCGCUUGCCGCAAGUGGAGACCAACGCGGACCUCGACCUCCCGCCAUCUCUCCAGAAAACGAUCAGGGCCGUGCAGCAGCUCUCCAGCGGGAAAGCACCCGGAUCGGACUCAAUCCCUGCUGAGGUCUACAAGCACGGAGGUCCCCAACUGAUGGUUCACCUGACUGCGCUCUUCCAGGAGAUGUGGCGUCAAGGUGAAGUCCCGCAAGAUUUGAAGGACGCAACUACCGUGCACCUAUACAAGCGAAAAGGGAAUCGCCAAGUCUGCGACAACCACCGCGGCAUCUCCCUACUGAACAUCGCCGGGAAGAUCUCCGCUCGCAUCCUGCUCAACCGCCUCAAUAACCAUCUGGAACAGGGCCUUCUGCCGGAAAGCCAAUGCGGCUUCCGUCGUCAUCGUGGGACCACGGAUAUGAUCUUCGCCGCCCGUCAACUUCAGGAGAAGUGCCAGGAGAUGCGGACCCACCUGUACUCUACCUUCGUGGACCUGACGAAAGCCUUCGACACGGUGAAUCGUGGGGGACUGUGGAAGAUCAUGCAGAAAUUCGGCUGUCCGGAGCGAUUCACUCAGAUGGUGCGUCAGCUGCACGACGGUAUGAUGGCGCGAGUCACGGACAACGGAGCUGUCUCAGAGGCAUUCGCAGUGACCAACGGAGUGACGCAGGGCUGUGUGCUGGCGCCUACCCUCUUCAGUCUUAUGUUCUCUGCCAUGCUGAUGGACGCCUACCGCGACGAACGCCCUGGAAUCCGCAUCGCCUAUAGAACCGAUGGUCAUCUCCUAAAUCAACGGCGCAUGAACUUCCAAUCGCGUGUAUCCACAGCCACCGUGCACGAACUCCUCUUCGCCGACGACUGCGCCCUGAACACCACCUCCGAAGCGGAGAUGCAACGGAGCAUGGACCUAUUCUCCGGCGCCUGCGAGAACUUCGGUCUGGUUAUCAACACGCAGAAGACGGUGGUGAUGCAUCAGCCGCCUCCCAACUCAGCCACAGCCCCCAACGCGCCGCCGCAAAUCAACGUGAAUGGGACUCAACUGCAAGUGGUGGAGAACUUCCCGUACCUGGGCAGUACCCUCUCCCGGAACACCAAGAUCGAUGACGAAGUCGCCAACAGAAUCUCGAAAGCCAGUCAAGCCUUCGGACGCCUCCGAAGCACAGUCUGGAAUCGCCAUGGUCUCUAA